AUGGACCUUUUUCAGUCCCUCUACCUCCCUUGUUUCAUUGCCAUUCUCAAAAUCAAAUCCUCCGCCCCAACGUAUCAAUUGAUGUCACUGAUCGCCGUUUUCGAUAUCACUGGUCUUAUCAAUGGCUCCCUUAUCAAUGGAUACAUCACCUAUCAAGGAAUUUUCUUCUGCCAAUACCCUCUUUUCUUUUUUAUCACCGGAAGCCUUGCACUUUUCAGUUGGCUCAGUAAUUGUAUAGUUUGCAUCUUCCUGGCAAUCGAACGAGUUUCUGAGGUCGAUUCUGAUUUUGCUUUAUCAUUUCUUUUUGGGAAAAAGGUGUUCCGUAUUCUCAAAUGGUGCAUCAUGUUCUAUUCAAUCAGUUCUCUGUUACUUGGAAAAUCAAUUGUAUUUAGCGCGGCUUAUGGCAGUUAUCUGUAUGAUCCAUUGAUUGGAAAAGAUCCAAAUCUCUAUAAAAACAAUUGGGUUGCUGGUAACAAUUUUAUUAUGGCGAUCUCAACAACAACCCUUUAUUUUUAUCUCUGCUAUUAUCUCCUAUUCAAAUAUCGCUAUUCCACAUCCAUGUGGCUGUAUAAGUCAAAGCGACAGAUAAUUCUCCAAGGAAUAUUCCUAUGCUUUUUUCACUCUGCCACUGCUCUCAUCUACGAAUAUUUAUACUUCCUAUCCUCUCCAAUAGAGCUCAUUAUCGCUGGACACGUGAUGUGGCAAAUCAGCUGUGGAUCCUUAAGUAUUGUGUACUUGACUCUAAAUCGAACAAUAAGAAAUUCGGUUCUCAAAAUGGUGAUUCCAAAAAGAAUGCGAGCAAAGUUUGGAUGGCACAUAGGAGUUGAAGAGCAUCAGGCAGUAGAGAGCGCUAUGGAUGCAUCUGGAUUCAAAGGGGUCGCUAUUGUCGGGGCGGUCGUGAAAAUUGAUAACUAUUUUCCGAGCUGA
Molecule: messenger RNA, 927 nt
Organism: Caenorhabditis briggsae
Lineage: Eukaryota; Metazoa; Nematoda; Chromadorea; Rhabditida; Rhabditidae
Exons: 2
Coding region: 1-927 (308 amino acids)
Source: RefSeq, a predicted model, not a curated record